This is a messenger RNA of Closterium sp. NIES-65, 2475 nucleotides long. NCBI's taxonomy places the organism in Eukaryota, Viridiplantae, Streptophyta, Zygnematophyceae, Desmidiales, Closteriaceae. The record is from the annotation of a GenBank genome assembly.
AUGGCUGCAGAGCAGGUGAGUGGUGCAGCAGAGCAGGUGAGUGGUGCAGCAGAGCAGGUGAGUGGUGCGGCAGAGCAGGUGAGUGGUGCGGCAGAGCAGGUGAGUGGUGCAGCAGAGCAGGUGAGUGGUGCGGCAGAGCAGGUGAGUGGUGCAGCAGAGCAGGUGAGUGGUGCAGCAGAGCAGGUGAGUGGUGCGGCAGAGCAGGUGAGUGGUGCGGCAGAGCAGGUGAGUGGUGCGGCAGAGCAGGUGAGUGGUGCGCGCGCAGAGCAGGUGAGUGGUGCGGCAGAGCAGGUGAGUGGUGCAGCAGAGCAGGUGAGUGGUGCAGCAGAGCAGGUGAGUGGUGCAGCAGAGCAGGUGAGUGGUGCGGCAGAGAAGGUGAGUGGUGCAGCAGAGCAGGUGAGUGGUGCAGCAGAGCAGGUGAGUGGUGCAGCAGAGCAGGUGAGUGGUGCAGCAGAGCAGGUGAGUGGUGCGGCAGAGCAGGUGAGUGGUGCGGCAGAGCAGGUGAGUGGUGCAGCAGAGCAGGUGAGUGGUGCAGCAGAGCAGGUGAGUGGUGCAGCAGAGCAGGUGAGUGGUGCAGCAGAGCAGGUGAGUGGUGCGGCAGAGCAGGUGAGUGGUGCAGCAGAGCAGGUGAGUGGUGCGGCAGAGCAGGUGAGUGGUGCAGCAGAGCAGGUGAGUGGUGCAGCAGAGCAGGUGAGUGGUGCAGCAGAGCAGGUGAGUGGUGCGGCAGAGCAGGUGAGUGGUGCGGCAGAGCAGGUGAGUGGUGCGGCAGAGCAGGUGAGUGGUGCGGCAGAGCAGGUGAGUGGUGCAGCAGAGCAGGUGAGUGGUGCGGCAGAGCAGGUGAGUGGUGCGGCAGAGCAGGUGAGUGGUGCGGCAGAGCAGCGUGGCAGUGGUGCGGCAGAGCAGGUGAGUGGUGCGGCAGAGCAGGUGAGUGGUGCGGCAGAGCAGGUGAGUGGUGCGGCUGAGCAGCGCAGCGUGAGUGGUGCGCAGAGCAGGGAGUGGUGCAGCAGAGCAGGUGAGUGUGCAGCAGAGCAGGUCAGUGGUGCAGCAGAGCAGGUGAGUGGUGCAGCAGAGCAGGUGAGUGGUGCAGCAGAGCAGGUGAGUGGUGCAGCAGAGCAGGUGAGUGGUGCAGCAGAGCAGGUGAGUGGUGCAGCAGAGCAGGUGAGUGGUGCAGCAGAGCAGGUGAGUGGUGCGGCAGAGCAGGUGAGUGGUGCAGCAGAGCAGGUGAGUGGUGCAGCAGAGCAGGUGAGUGGUGCAGCAGAGCAGGUGAGUGGUGCGGCAGAGCAGAGUGGAGGGGGAGCGGGCCCCAUCGCGAAUGGCAACAGGGGGUGGCUGAGUGGAGGGGGAGCGGGCCCUAUCGCGAAUGGCAGCAGGGGGUGGCUGGUGUCGAGUGUGACCGGCAGGGAGAGAGAGUGCGGGCGGGAGAUUGUGAACGUGCUCGAUGAGUGGUGUGACAAGCUGGAGGCUGGCAAGGCGCAGGGGGAGGGGGAGGGGGAGGCACGGACUGGGGAAGGUGCAUCUGCAGGGAAGGCGAAGGGGGGUUCGUCCAUCGAUGCGCUGCUGGCGAAUGAAGUGGCAGCACUCAAGAAACAGGUGCGUGCGUGUGGAGAGGGGGUUGAGGAAACAGGUGUGUGUGUUUUGCAGCGGCUCACAGCACAAACACCCAUCACUUCCCUCUCUCGCAAUCCUCUUUUCCCUCCCUCUUCCUCCCCUUGCCCCUCGUCUUGUCCCUCCCCUUGUCCUGAACGCUCUCACCUGCCUCGGUUCGUGAGUGUGGAGUCUGGGUGCAAGGCACUGCUGUUCGUGAGGAUUAGAGAGGAUGCCAGGAAGGGGGGGAAGGGAGAGAAGGGAGGAAAGCAGUUGGAGGAGGGAGAGGAGAAGGAGGAGGAGGGUGAGAAGGAGGAGGUGGGGAAGACGGAGGAAGGGGAAAAGGAGGAGGAGAAGGGUGAAGGAGACAAGGAGGGGAAGGAGGGGGAUAAGGCCGGGGAAAAGGAGCAGGAGAAAGAGCAGGAGGAAGAGGUUACAGGAGGAGGAGAGAAGGAACCGGAGAAGGAGGGACAGGGAGGGGAGGGGGAGAAAGGGGAGGCAGGGGGAGAGCAGGGAAGGGUGUCGCCGUGUGAGUUGGCAGAGGCGGUGCUGCGGCAUGCCAAGGCCACCCAGCAGUCAGCCACUCGGUGGGUGUGGGGUAGUGGGUGUGGGGCAGUGGGUGUGGGGCAGUGGGUGUGGGGCAGUGGGUGUGGGGCAGUGGGUGUGGGGCAGUGGGUGUGGGGCAGUGGGUGUGGGGCAGUGGGUGUGGGGCAGUGGGUGUGGGGCAGUGGGUGUGAGGCAGUGGGUGUGGGGCAGUGGGUGUGGGGCAGUGGGUGUGGGGCAGUGGGAGUGAGGCAGUGGGUGUGGGGCAGUGGGUGUGGGGCAGUGGGUGUGGGGCAGUGGGUGUGGGGCAGUGGGUGUGGGGCAGUGGGCGGCAAGGCGACAACAUGA